AUGGGUGACGGACAAAGUGAAAAUCAACCAUUGUUGAGGGAUGAGGAUGAAAAUGUGAGUACUAUUUCGCCGAUCGGUCCUGAUGAACUGCCUCCGCCUUACCAGCAGGCGGGGAUGCCUAUGGUUACAUGUCGCGUGUGUCAGGCUAUGAUUGAUAUAUCUGGCAAGAGAGAACAACACGUCGUCAAAUGCUCUGAGUGUAAUGAAGCUACGCCAAUCAGAAACGCUCCGCCGGGCAAGAAGUACGUCCGUUGUCCGUGCAACUGUCUUCUGAUAUGCAAGUCCUCGUCUCAAAGGAUCGCGUGCCCCCGGGCUGACUGCAAGCGCAUCAUCAACCUAGCGCCUUCACCGGUGACGCCGCCCGUGCCCACUCUGCCCGGCAUGUGCAGGGUCAUGUGCGCACAUUGCCAGGACACAUUCUUGUACCAGAUGUUAAAGAACGCGCCGGUCCGCUGUCCUCAUUGUCGCAAGGUAUCCUCAGUGGGACCUCGUAUGGCGCGUGUUCGCGGCACCAUAUUCGCGUUGCUCGCUUUGCUAUUCUUCGCGAUUGCUCUUGGAGUGACCCUAGGGACCCUAUCCGCUGCUAAAACCCACGGCGGUGGGGUCUACGUAGCCUAUGUAGGCGCUUUCCUAGUAGCCUUUCUACUGGCGAGUCGCGCCGUCUACUACUUCGCCAUGAAGCACAGCACCAUCGAGGGUCCCAUGUAA
This is a messenger RNA of Danaus chrysippus (African queen), 708 nucleotides long. NCBI's taxonomy places the organism in Eukaryota, Metazoa, Arthropoda, Insecta, Lepidoptera, Nymphalidae. The record is from the annotation of a GenBank genome assembly.